Messenger RNA from Drechmeria coniospora, 2718 nucleotides. RefSeq lists its product as uncharacterized. The transcript is spliced from 5 exons. The record is from RefSeq and is a predicted model, not a curated record. NCBI's taxonomy places the organism in Eukaryota, Fungi, Ascomycota, Sordariomycetes, Hypocreales, Ophiocordycipitaceae. Bases 1 to 2718 code for a protein of 905 amino acids.
AUGGAAGCUUCACCUUCACCUUCGCUGCAUGGCCUGACGCCUCUGCCGAGGAAUAAGUCCUUCGCAGCCAUAUCCGUGGCCUCGGACGAGUCCAACGGAAGUCGACAAGGUCAAGGCACACCGCACAAUGGAGCCUACGACGAUGGGUUUCGUUACAAGACGAUGGUCACCUACAUCUACAAUAGGGCUGUGGCGAGCGGCUGGAUCCCUCCCGAAUAUUCUCAAAAUCCUGAUGAUUGCAUGGGAGUCUUGUUGCGGCGCUCAAGAGGAAACUAUGUAAUGGCCCCGGAAACACUCCACCAUCUUGUUCUUGGCGCCGCCAUCAGACUAAACCUCGGCGUCGUCGUCACCAUGCGCCCUCAGAUGCUAGAUGGCAUCCUGAAGUCGCUGACCGGAUCCCAAACGGAGCUCAAGUUCAAGGAUGGAUCGCAAGUUCAAAUCAUCGACUCCCUAGCACACGCUCACCCUGCCAGCGUCAAAAAGUUCCAGUAUGCUUGUAUCUUCAGGCAGGAAAGGCUCAUCCUAGUCUGGCAUGAUGAGUUGCAGCACAUCGUGUCCGUCGCCACGCGCGUUGAGGAGAAGUUACUGUCAUUGGUUUGGGGAGAGGGGAACUUUUCCUUCCAAAUGCUUUCGACGCCUAGCCGCGCCGCCUCGACCAUAUCGUCCGGCAUGUCCAGCCCCAACGGCACCGCAACCCCUGCGCUAGAAAAGUUGGGGCCUAUACCGUACCUCAGUGAAAGCAUGGAGGAGCUGGAAAAGGAUCCCGGAAUGGAUCGUCCCGAGUCUGUCGCUAGGCCAGUCAUCCGCGCAUCGGCCUUCUUCAUCGGUAUGGCCAUGUGCUUGUCCAUAUGCUUGCUCAUUGGUGUCUACAUCGGCAAGCUAGUCACCGAAUGUGUUCUCGAUGGGUCGUGGAUUCGCCUGGCACUUGUUGCUCCCAUCCCGAUAUUGAUGGGUGUCAGCUUGUUCUUCUUCCAGGUCAUCUUCACUAACCUGUUUCAAAUGAUUGGCCCCAUUGGCGGCGUCCGCACAAAUUCGCGGUAUUAUUCCUGCCAUAAGCCAUGCUUGAAGCGCGCCUUUUCCGAUGGGUUUGUGCCGCCCAAGAUCACCAUACAGAUGCCCGUAUACAAGGAGGGCAUGGAGACGGUCAUCGUGCCCACAAUUCGCAGCCUUCAGGCUGCCAUCUCAUACUACGAGUCGCACGGGGGCUCAGCCAAUAUCUUCGUCAAUGACGACGGCCUUCGAGCUGGCCUCUCGGAAGAAGUCGUUCAACAGCGACGCGACUUUUACCAUGACAACAACAUCGGUUGGGUCGCCCGGCCCAGACACAACGGCGAAGAAGGCUUUGCGCGGAAGGGCAAGUUCAAGAAAGCGUCGAACAUGAACUUUGCCCUCAACGUAUCUCAAAAGGUUGAGGCGCAUCUUCAAGAGACGGUGGACGCUCGAAUAGCCUCGGAUGCUUCUGACAUGUUGGAUGAAUCCGAGGAGGCAGAGCUGUACGCGGCAGCCCUCACCCGCGUCCUCGAAGAGAACCCUCUUGCUUGGGCCGAGGGCGAUAUUCGUGUCGGGGAGCAUAUUCUUAUUGUCGAUUCCGAUACCAGAGUCCCAGUCGACUGCCUCCUCUACGGCGCGGCCGAAAUGUUCUUGUCGCCAGAGACUGCCAUCAUCCAGCACUCGACCGGAGUCAUGCAGGUCGUGCACGACUACUUCGAAAACGGUAUUACCUUCUUUACCAAUCUGGUAUACACCUCUAUCCGUUUCUCCAUCGGCUCCGGCGAAGUUGCACCUUUCGUCGGCCACAACGCCUUUCUCAGGUGGCAGGCUGUCCAAGACGUCGGCGUCAAGGAUGAGACGAAUUACAUCCCUUACUGGUCUGAGAGUCACGUAUCUGAGGAUUUCGACAUUGCCCUCCGACUGCAAAUGAAGGGCAACAUCAUCCGCAUCGCCAGCUACCAUGAUGAUCAGUUCAAGGAAGGUGUUUCCCUCACCAUCUACGACGAGAUCGCCCGCUGGCAAAAGUACGCCUUUGGCGUCAGUGAGAUGAUUUUCCACCCCUUUCACCGCUGGAUCUUCAAGGGUCCCUUCACACCCCUCUUCUAUACCUACUUGGGUUCCAACAUCAUGGUGUCGUCCAAGAUUUCCAUCAUGGCGUACAUGUGCUCCUACUUUGCCCUUGGAUCCGCCCUUUUGCUCACGGUCAUCAACUAUUUCAUCAUCGGCUGGUUCCGUGACGACCUUGCCACCUGCUACCUCACUUCUUGGAAUGUUUUCCUCUCCCUCGUCGUCGUCUUCAACGCCUCGGGCCCCAUCGCCCUCGCCAUCUUCCGCUACCGCACCGGUGAGCGUUCCCUACUUGGGUCUCUGGUUGAAAACCUAAAGUGGAUGCCGAUGAUGACCGUCUUCUUCGGCGGCAUCUCCUACCACAUCACCACAUCACUCCUGGCAUAUCUCUUCCAUGUCGACAUGCAGUGGGGUGCCACGUCCAAGGAGAAGGAAGACAGCAACUUCUUCCAGGAGAUGCCUCGAAUAUUUCGGACCUUCAAGUGGAUGUAUCUCAUCAUUACGCUUCUCGUCGGCGCCAUGAUUUACCUCGGUGCUUUUGCGCCGCCUGACUGGGCCAUUACCGAUUUCUCGGCCAUUGUGCCGCUCGCACUCAACCUCAGCUUCCACGCACUGGUACCGCUGGUCUUAAACCCGAGCUUGAUGGUCUUCAACUACUAG